Temnothorax curvispinosus is the source of this 2045-nucleotide messenger RNA. RefSeq names its product pleiotropic regulator 1 (gene Tango4). Lineage: Eukaryota; Metazoa; Arthropoda; Insecta; Hymenoptera; Formicidae. The record is from RefSeq and is a predicted model, not a curated record. Gene Ontology annotation, cellular component: Prp19 complex; precatalytic spliceosome; catalytic step 2 spliceosome. The coding region runs from base 531 to 1895 and encodes 454 amino acids. Gene Ontology annotation, biological process: mRNA splicing, via spliceosome. Gene Ontology annotation, molecular function: protein binding. The transcript is spliced from 7 exons.
AUACGAUAACACGCGUGUGACGUUGACGGCAUAUCGUAAUAACAAGCCGACAAGUGGCAACAACAGCAGAGGAGAACAGCAGAUGAUGAAUGUUCAAAAAUUGAGCUUCGAGAAUGUAUCGAAAAUCCCCAUCCGGAUGAAAAGUUUCCAGUUAGGCCAACGACGCAAGAAGGAAACAACUAGAGGAAAGAGGAAAGUCCCAUAACCUCAAAAAUACACGGAUUCGAAAUGUGCUAAAAUGUUUAGAUGUGAACGUGGAUUGCGGAGCAGUCUCAAGAAAUAAGAAUUGUGGAUGCAUUAGACUGUAUCGUUAACAAGAAACAUUGGAAAUUCCAUAUCCGUACAACAUUGAGGACUGAUUAAAGAACAUUGAUGUGAAACUUCUAAUCGUGUUAUCUGGAUUUUCCUAAUUGUGAAGAGAAAUUGACACAAAAAUAUAAUAAAGGCUAUUAAAAAGUGAUAUAAAACAGUAACAAUUGGGAAAAGAAACCACACAGGAGUUCACAAAGUGAUUUCUAGUACUCAAGAAAAUGGAUGUCCAACGGCAUUCUGUGCACACGCUAGUGUUUCGGUCCUUAAAGAGAACUCACGAUAUGUUCCUGUUGAAUCAAGGAUCUUUACCGCCGGAAGAUCCUAUUUUGCAACAAAUGAAGAAAAUAGUCAAGGCUAAAGAUUGUUAUGGUCCAAUAUUAGAACGGGUCAAGCAAAAUACGAUUAAAGUGCAGCAAGACAAUGACACUGCAGAUCCUCCACCGCCAGGAGAUGAAACUUUUGGAAUUAACCCUACCUCGGCAAUUGUUCCUUACACUACGACAAAAGGAAGCGCAAGCGUAGUGCCAAUAAGUGUGGGAAGCAAUAUGGGCAGCGGUGCGCUCACAAUGCCGCAAAAGAAAACGCCGUCAAUGGCGAAACCCAAGUGGCACGCGCCAUGGAAACUGUACAGAGUUAUCAGCGGUCACUUGGGAUGGGUGAGAUGUUGCGCCGUGGAGCCUGGAAACGAGUGGUUUGCCACAGGCUCGGCCGACAGAGUAAUCAAAAUAUGGGAUCUAGCCAGUGGCAGGUUGAAGGUUUCCCUAACUGGCCACAUAAGCAGCGUACGUGGCCUUGCAUUCUCACAGAGACACCCGUACCUAUUUUCCUGCGGGGAAGAUCGCCAGGUCAAGUGCUGGGAUUUAGAAUAUAACAAAGUGAUCAGGCACUACCACGGCCAUCUGUCGGCGGUGUAUUCCAUGGCGUUACAUCCUACCAUAGACGUCCUGGUAACGGCGGGACGUGACUCCACCGGGAGAGUGUGGGACAUGCGUACCAAGGCGAACGUUCACACCCUCGUCGGGCACACCAACACGGUGGCCAGCGUGAUCUGUCAGUCUGCCGAGCCGCAGAUCGCCACCGGCAGCCACGACUGCACGAUUCGCCUGUGGGACCUGGCUGCCGGCAAGUCCAGGGCCACUCUGACGAAUCACAAGAAGAGCGUGCGCGCCCUGACGUUCCACCCGUCUCUGUACAUGUUCGCCUCGGCGUCGCCGGACAAUAUCAAGCAAUGGAAGUGUCCGGAGGGCAAAUUCAUUCAGAACCUGUCGGGCCAUAACGCCAUAGUCAAUUGCCUGGCCGUGAAUGCCGACGGGGUCUUGGUUUCCGGCGCGGACAACGGCACCAUGCAUCUGUGGGACUGGCGAACCGGAUACAAUUUCCAGCGGCUCCAAGCGCCGGUUCAGCCCGGGUCAAUGGACAGCGAGGCCGGGGUGUUCAGCAUUACGUUCGACAUGUCAGGCACUCGGAUGAUUACGACAGAGGCUGACAAGACGAUUAAAGUGUACAAGGAAGACGAUACUGCCACUGAGGAAACGCACCCCGUCGACUGGCGGCCCGACAUAAUAAAGCGAAGAAAAUACUGAGCUCUAACUUAUUGGAAUGCCGUAUACGCUGAUUCAAUUAAUUCAACGUGGCUGAAUGUAAUGCGUUCGGAAAUUUAUUUUUUAUAUAGGAAAAUAAUAGACAAAGCUAAUCCGAGCUGCAAUAAAAGAACGAAAAGAUUUCUACCGAGA